Penicillium pulvis is the source of this 486-nucleotide messenger RNA. RefSeq lists its product as uncharacterized. The record is from RefSeq and is a predicted model, not a curated record. The transcript has 2 exons. NCBI's taxonomy places the organism in Eukaryota, Fungi, Ascomycota, Eurotiomycetes, Eurotiales, Aspergillaceae. The coding region runs from base 1 to 486 and encodes 161 amino acids.
AUGACCCUCCAAUUCCCAAUAUUCCCGCGGGAUUAUUUCCAACCAAGUCCAGCAAAACAAUUCUUAUCUUUGAAGAAUAGCCCAGGCAUCCUGAACCCCGCAUAUAUUGAUCAGAUCUUCCAAGAGCUGAAGCCCAUCAAGCCGGAUAACCUUAUGGGAGAAUGGGAUGGAUACAUCUUAUCGACCGGGCACCCAUUUGAAAGCGAGCUGGAAGAACUCAAUUGGUUCGGCAACACGUUCGAUUCAAAGGAUGAUGUGGCGCCGCUCAUGGUGGCUAAACAUGGGGAUCGUGUACGCUUUGAAGAUUGGGGUGGCGCUUCGCUAUGUGAGAUGAAGUAUCAAGGGAUCGUAUCUGCGGCUUUAAUCUACGAUGAGCGCCCGACGAUGGUAUACUACAGAGCUGUACGGUCGAACAUGGUAGCGGGAAUAAUGGAAAGCAAACGAUUUGGACAAGCAGGGAAGGUUUAUUUCUACUUGACAAAAUGA